UUAUAUUACUAGAGUGUACGAACCCAUCACCUCAAUUGUUAAACACAGUCGCACACACUUCAGCUCAGAACCGCAUAUUUACACACAGCUACAUUGAUGUAGAGAGAGAGAGAGAGAGAGAGAGAGAUAUGAAAUUGACGGGAGAUUUCUUGUUCAAACUUACUGUACUGCUAGCCGUUAUCUUCACCGUCAAUGGCUGCCCGCCGGCAGACCGGUCAGCAUUGCUAGCAUUCAAGAAGCAACUAAGCGAGCCAUACUUGGGCAUAUUCAACACUUGGACUGGCAGCGACUGCUGCAACGGCUGGUACGGCAUCAGUUGCGACCCGGAAGUUAAAAGGGUUGCCGACAUUUCCCUACGGGGUGAAUCCGAGGACCCAAUUUUCGAAAAAGCAGGUCGGUCUGGUUACAUGACCGGUUCACUUUCUCCUUCCCUAUGCCAGCUCGACCGUCUCACCACCCUCGUCGUUGCCGACUGGAAAGACAUCUCAGGCGAAAUCCCGGCUUGCUUAACCUCACUUCCCAACCUCCGCAUUAUUGACCUUGUCGGAAAUAAAAUCUCCGGCAACAUUCCAGCGGAUAUUGGCAAGCUGAGUCGACUCGCUGUGUUGAACCUGGCUGAUAAUCAAAUAUCAGGUUCGAUCCCAACUUCCAUUGUUAACCUCAACAGCUUAAUGCACAUGGAUCUCAGCAGCAACAAACUUGCCGGGACGAUUCCAUCAGACGUCGGCGAACUAUCCAUGAUGAGCCGUGCAUUACUGAGCCGAAACCAACUCACCGGUUCAAUCCCGGUUUCUCUUUCCAAAAUAUUUAGGCUAGCUGAUCUAGAUUUAUCAAUGAACCAAAUGACGGGUACCAUCCCGGCCGAGUUGGGGUCAAUGCCGGUCCUCUCGACUCUAAAUUUAGACAGUAACAAACUUUCCGGCGAGAUACCGUCAAGUUUGCUACGCAACUCGGGUUUAAACAUUCUAAACUUGAGUCGAAACUCGUUAGAAGGUUACUUGCCCGAUGUUUUUGGUCCGAAAACUUACUUCACGGAACUCGACUUAUCAUACAAUAAUCUGAGGGGUUUGAUUCCAAAAUCAAUGUCUUCGGCUAAGUACAUCGGGCACUUGGAUCUAAGUCACAAUCAUCUUUGCGGGUCGAUUCCACUCGGGUCGCCAUUCGAUCACCUCGAGGCCUCAUCAUUUGCCAACAAUGACUGCCUGUGUGGAUCUCCAUUAUUCCGUGCUUGUUAAUUUGGUUAUUUAAUUAUGUUUAUGCGUGAUUAAUUGGCUAAUUUCUGUAUUAUUGCUGUAAUUGUGAUUUUAAUAUUACUCUCUCAGGUAACGGUUAUGUCAUGUGGUUGCAUCACUUGAAAGUGUGUUACAAGUUUAGAGUAUAAUUUUAGUGGGCAAAGAUUCUGUGCUUUAUUAAUCAUUUGGUUGAUUUUAUUAUUUUGUUAUAAUGUAACGAGGAAUAGUAAUGUCGUUUUGAUUUCAAAGUGGAAAUGGCAUCAUUUACCCCAACUUUUACGAGUCCA
This is a messenger RNA of Olea europaea var. sylvestris, 1519 nucleotides long. Its product is annotated as DNA damage-repair/toleration protein DRT100-like. The transcript has a single exon. Lineage: Eukaryota; Viridiplantae; Streptophyta; Magnoliopsida; Lamiales; Oleaceae. The coding region runs from base 129 to 1235 and encodes 368 amino acids. Gene Ontology annotation, molecular function: protein binding. The record is from RefSeq and is a predicted model, not a curated record.